Messenger RNA from Lathyrus oleraceus (garden pea), 1271 nucleotides. RefSeq names its product glucose-1-phosphate adenylyltransferase large subunit 1. Lineage: Eukaryota; Viridiplantae; Streptophyta; Magnoliopsida; Fabales; Fabaceae. Gene Ontology annotation, molecular function: glucose-1-phosphate adenylyltransferase activity. The coding region runs from base 1 to 1248 and encodes 415 amino acids. The record is from RefSeq and is a predicted model, not a curated record. The transcript is spliced from 12 exons. Gene Ontology annotation, biological process: glycogen biosynthetic process.
AUGCUUCCAAGAAACCCAAUAGCGAGGGACACAGCAGAGCUUCCAUCUUCAUCAAGCCCUAGCAGCUCCGCCAAAACCAGACCCUCUUCUCGCAAACACAAACCCUCCAAAGAAAACGAUCCUCCUUCAAAUCACAACAUCAUCGUCCCUUACUCCCCCUCCCAUGUCAAAUCCAAGAGUCCGUUACCACCAAGACCUCCUUCUUCCAACCCUCUCAAACGCAAACUUGCUCUCGACACCAUCGCCGCCGAAAAUUCACUCCCGGCAACUACCGAUUCCGGCGUUAAGGUUAUUGUGAGGAUGAGGAUAAGGAUAAGGAUCUUGGCUGGAGAUCAUCUAUACAGAAUGGAUUACAUGGAUCUUGUGCAGAGUCACAUUGACAGAAAUGCGGAUAUUACAGUAUCAUGCGCUGCUGUUGGUGACAGCCGCGCAUCAGACUUUGGAUUAGUCAAAGUAGAUAGCAGAGGUCGCAUCAUCCAAUUUUCAGAAAAACCUAAGGGAGCUGAUCUUAAAGCAAUGCAAGUAGAUACCUCUCUUUUUGGAUUGUCACCUCAAGAUGCAAUAGCUUCGCCAUUUAUUGCAUCUAUGGGGGUUUACGUAUUCAAGACCGAUGUUUUACUCAAGCUUCUGAAAUGGAGGUAUCCCACAUCCAAUGACUUUGGAUCUGAAAUCAUUCCAGCAUCAGUGAAGGAAUACAAUGUCCAAGCGUUCUUUUUCGGAGACUAUUGGGAAGACAUUGGAACAAUACGAUCAUUUUACGAUGCUAACAUGGCUCUUACCGAAGAGAGCCCAAUGUUCAAAUUUUAUGAUCCCAAGACACCUAUUUUCACAUCUCCAAGAUUCUUACCACCAACGAAGAUUGAUAAAUGCAGGAUUGUGGAUGCAAUAAUCUCACAUGGCUGUUUCCUGAGAGAAUGUAGUGUGCAACACUCCAUUGUGGGUGAACGUUCGCGUUUGGAUUAUGGCGUUGAGCUCAAGGACACUAUAAUGAUGGGAGCAGACUAUUACCAAACCGAAUCUGAAAUUGCUUCUGAGCUAGCAGAGGGAAAGGUUCCGAUUGGGAUUGGAAGGAACAACAAAACCAGGAAGUGUAUAAUAGACAAGAAUGCUAGGAUUGGGAAAGAUGUCAUCAUCAUGAACAAAGAUGGUGUUCAAGAAGCAGAUAGACCUCGGGAUGGUUUUUACAUCCGAUCAGGAAUCACAAUCGUGAUGGAGAAGGCAACAAUAGAGGAUGGCACUAUCAUAUGACUUAUAGAGUAUUCCAACCAGCU